Messenger RNA from Sesamum indicum (sesame), 1483 nucleotides. Its product is annotated as E3 ubiquitin-protein ligase CCNB1IP1 homolog. NCBI's taxonomy places the organism in Eukaryota, Viridiplantae, Streptophyta, Magnoliopsida, Lamiales, Pedaliaceae. Gene Ontology annotation, biological process: chiasma assembly. The record is from RefSeq and is a predicted model, not a curated record.
CUUAUCGACGCUCGGCAAAUUUUAACACUUCACGUUAGGGAUUUGUAGUGAACUUCAACAAGUUGCGAAUUUGCUUGCGAGCCUAGAGGAAUUACGUUGGUUCGAUAACUCUAGCACUUCGGACGCGUCAUUUCGUCUCCAUUUCGGUGUCUACUGGCAAUUUGCAGAGGAAUUUGAGUUUUGCCGACUGUUUCGGUGUCUCUGUUCGAUUUCAGUUAAUUCGACUAAAAAUUGAAUUGUUUUGGAGGAUCUGCUGAAUUCCAGCUAGUUUCUUGGAAAAUCAAGGUUUCGGCUGAACGAUGUGCGUAAGAAGUUUGAAACCGAUAUUUUGUGAAGGUUUUAUUUCGAUAUUUUCAGGGGCAAGAAGAAUUGAGCUGUUUUCAGAGAAUGCAAAGUCAAUCUAAAUUGUUAUAAUAAAAGCUGAAAUGAGAUGCAAUGCCUGCUGGCGAGAAUUGGAAGGACGAGCUAUCACCACUACUUGUGGUCACCUCUUAUGUCCUGAAGAUGCGAGUAAGAUUCUCAGUAAUGAUGGUGCUUGCCCCAUCUGUGAUCAAGUGCUUUCGAAAAGUCUUAUGAAGCCUGUGGAUAUCAAUCCAAAUGAUGAAUGGGUAAAUAUGGCCAUGGCUGGAAUCUCUCCUCAGAUAUUGAUGAAGAGUGCAUAUAGAAGUGUAAUGUUUUACAUUGGGCAAAAGGAUUUGGAGAUGCAAGUUAAGAUGAAUAAGGUAGUAGGUCAGUGCCGGCAGAAAUGUGAGGCAAUGCAAGAGAAAUUUACAGAGAAACUGGAGCAGAUUUAUACUGCAUACCAGAAAAUGACUAAGAGGUGCCAGAUGAUGGAGCAGGAGAUGGAGAAUCUGUCCAAAGAUAAGCAAGAGCUUCAAGAAAAGCUUGCAGAAAAAUGCAGGCAAAAGAGAAAACUUGAUGAAAUUUAUGAUCAAGCAAGAAACGAAAUUGAGUCACUGAAGCGAUCAGCAAUUCAUCCUGCAAAUAAUUUCUUUUCAAGACCAGAGCCUGAUUUGUUCUCAGAUCCAGCUACUAGGAUGGACAACAGAGAUCCUAUUAGGAAAGAUUGGUCGGUUCUUACUCCUAACACUCCAGGGCCGGGAGAUGACAUGUGGCCGCCAAGACACAACAAUUCUAACUCUACAUUCGACAUGUCGGGUGGCUCACCUGCAAAACAGGCAGCAAUUCCAAUUGACUCCGGAAACAGGAUGGCUAGCAACCACCCUUCUUUUGGUGUUGGGACUGCAUCUGGAGCUGCCAAUCCUUCAAUGACUCUCCGAAAUCUUAUCCUUUCACCAAUAAGGAGACCUCAGCUCACCCGCAAUCGACCCCAAUUGUUCACGUUGUAGAUGAAAGAGGAUUGCCGCACCCAGGCCAGUUGUUAAGUAGCAUUAGUAAUCGGAUAUGUUUUUCUGCAGUCUGACUUGUCAGAGAAACUCCACAAGAAAACUGCACUCGUGGAUUGUAGAUAGAUUUACCGUGG